This is a messenger RNA of Penicillium lagena, 1362 nucleotides long. RefSeq names its product 25S rRNA (uracil2843-N3)-methyltransferase. NCBI's taxonomy places the organism in Eukaryota, Fungi, Ascomycota, Eurotiomycetes, Eurotiales, Aspergillaceae. The record is from RefSeq and is a predicted model, not a curated record. The transcript has a single exon. The coding region runs from base 1 to 1362 and encodes 453 amino acids.
AUGGCUCCUACCAAACGCGGAAACCGCAAGAUACCCGAUUCUUUCCAGUCCAAACCAUCCUCCAAUUCCAAACCAUCCGCCUCCCGUCGAGAAGCUCCCCAGUCGCGAAAAUCACACCCACCCCGCGAAACCAGCCAUGAAGUGACGAAUAUUACCGCCAGUGGUCUCGAUCUAGACACCACAAUCCCACUCUCCCUCCAGCAACUCCUCCUCGAUGUCUUCAAAACAGCCCUGCUCCCCUCAAACCCAGCGCACUCCGAGUCUCCUGGCUCCACUGAACCAUCACCACUACAUUCACAUCCACAACCACUGCCAGCAGACUCAACCCACCAAAACAAUACACCUCUAGACACCAAAUCCUUAAUACAAACAAUAAAAUCCCAUCUCUAUCAACGAGACUUUGAUUCGGCCUUCACCGACGCCGACGAGGAUCUGCUGCGCGCUUACGCGCUGCGCUGGAGUGCGGCCAGGGCUUUAGGAUAUGCAGGGCUAUUUAGGGGGAUAUUAAGGCUUAUGAGGGAUCAGAAGGACGACAAUGCUUCUGGGAAAGGGCUGGGUACUGCGCCAUCUACCCGUGUUGUCUGCGUAGGUGGUGGUGCAGGUGCGGAGAUCGUGGCGCUUGCUGCGGCGUGGAGGGAUUUGGGCGGCGAUGGCGGCGAGGGAUUGGGAGAGGGUGUUGCUGGGUUAUCUCUGACGGAGAAGAAUAAGGAGAAUGGAGAAGAGAGUGGGACUGGUCGUGAGGAAGCGCCAGGCCCCCGUCUCGCUGUCACCGCUGUUGAUAUCGCGGACUGGACUGCCGUGGUCGAGAGACUGUCCGACACGAUCACCUCGACGGAUGUGCCAACGCCGUCAACGUCCAAACACCAGCCACCGCUGGUGCGUGAGAAAAGCACAUUCUCCGUCUCGUUUCAACGAGCCGAUGUCCUCACUCUCCCCGAGUCCGAACUCAAUGACAUCCUCGUCAACACCAGUACCACUUCUUCUUCCCUACUGGUGACUCUCAUGUUCACCCUGAACGAGCUCUUCUCAACGUCCAUGCCCAAAUCCACCACCCUCCUACUCCGGAUGACAGAAAGCCUCCCAGCAGGCACUGUGUUGCUGGUUGUCGACAGUCCGGGAAGCUACUCAACCGUCAAACUAAAAGGGAAAGAUGGAAAUAUGCAAGAGCGCAAGUACCCCAUGAAGUUCUUGCUCGAUCAUACGCUCCUCACUGUGGCAGAGGGGAAGUGGGAGCGGGUGUUCUCACAGGACUCGCGCUGGUGGAGGCGGGAUGCGCCGCGGCUGCGGUAUGAGGUUGGGGAGGGUGCGGGAUUGGAGGAUAUGCGGUUUCAAGUGCAUGUGUAUCGGAGGGUUGAAGGGUGA